CUAUAAAUCAUAACAGCUUGCAUGACAUUUUUGAAAAAUACAAAAUAGAAUUAUUUAAUAGAGGAAAAAAUUCAUAUUAUGAUGAGGGUAAAAUCCUAAAAUAGAUGGUAAUUCAAAAUGUGUGAAUUCGAUUUGUUACUCUUUGGUAUUACAUUGGCAUCUGGUAGUGAUGAUAACUUUAGGGUUUAUGGGAUGCUAAGACAGGAUAAUAAAAUGCCAAAUUAGAUGGUCAUUCAAGUGAUGUUAAUUCAAAUUGUUAAUAUCCUGAUUGUACUACAUUAGCAUCUAGUAGUUGGGAUAAGUCGAUCCGUUUCUGGGAUGCUAAGAAAGGAUAAUAAAUCUUGCCUACAGAUGCUCGAUAUAAAGAUAUUCUAAACCUUCAACAAUUUAAAUUAUAUUCUUCCAGAAAGUGGUAUUUAUUUUUAGCAAUUCUUAGCUACCUCUGAUAUGACCAUUCUAAAAAUUCCUAGAAUCCAUAAAUAGAAGCUUUCGGAGCAUUAAUAUUGAAAGGAGAGUUUGUUGAUUAUAUAGGAUAUGAUUUAAGUUCUUUAAUUAAAUCUCAAGG
Messenger RNA from Paramecium octaurelia, 565 nucleotides. The record is from the annotation of a GenBank genome assembly. Lineage: Eukaryota; Ciliophora; Oligohymenophorea; Peniculida; Parameciidae.